AUGGAUAAGUUUCUUAAAAAGAAGCGUGACAUUGAUGAAUGUAAUCCUGAAAGUGAGCAAACCUCAAAUGUGGAAAGUUGUUCUAGUAAGAAAGCAAAACCGCGACCGACUCGUAAAUACAAUGAGAGUUAUUUAAGAUUUGGCUUUUCUUGGACCGGAAAUGUUGAUAAUCCGCAGCCAGUAUGUUUAGUUUGUGGAAUAAAAAUGUCAAAUGAAUCAAUGCUUCCUAGUAAACUUGGUAAAGAUUUUAAAAGUAAACACUCUCAUUUACAAGACAAACCCACAAGUUAUUUUAAGAGAAUGUCCGGACAGCAAGGAAAAGCAGCUGAUUCUUUUAAAAAGUUUAAUGACUGUUUCUGA
This is a messenger RNA of Limulus polyphemus (Atlantic horseshoe crab), 360 nucleotides long. RefSeq names its product zinc finger BED domain-containing protein 5-like. The record is from RefSeq and is a predicted model, not a curated record. NCBI's taxonomy places the organism in Eukaryota, Metazoa, Arthropoda, Merostomata, Xiphosura, Limulidae. The transcript has a single exon. Bases 1 to 360 code for a protein of 119 amino acids.